Molecule: messenger RNA, 945 nt
Organism: Closterium sp. Yama58-4
Lineage: Eukaryota; Viridiplantae; Streptophyta; Zygnematophyceae; Desmidiales; Closteriaceae
Source: the annotation of a GenBank genome assembly
AUGGAGGACGUCACGUUCGACGAGUCGGUUCCCUUUUACCGUCUCUUCCCCUACCGCACUGCCCCGCUCCCCCCCCCGCCGCUCUUCCUCGCUCCAGGUGCUCCCCAGGUAGACCCCCUCCCCACUCCUGGUCCUGCUCCUUCAGGUGUUUCUCAGGUAGACCCUCCUCCCUUGACUGCGCCGGUUGAGGUCACUGGUGACUCAGGUCCUACUGAGGGUGGUCCUUCUCGGGGUGCUACUUCUAGGGGUGCUGAGCCUGAGGGUGCGGAGCUUGAGGGUGUGGAGCCUGGUGGUGCUGAGCCUGAGUGUGAGGGGUCUGGGGGUGCUGAGCUUGGCGAAACUGACGCUGGAGGUUCUGGAGCUACUGAGGGUGCUGGAGCUGGAGGUUCUGGAGCUGCUGAGGGUGCUCGCGCUGGAGGUUCUGGAGCCGCUGGAGGUACAGGUGCUGAGGGUACUGACACCGGAGGUUCUGGAGCCGUUGGGGGUGCGGGCGCUGAGGGUUCUGAGUCUGCUGUUGCGCGGUCUCCUUGGAGUAGCCGCCUUCGUCCACGUGUGCCUCUCACCCCACAGCAGCUGCAGGACUGGUACGGUCGCCGUCAGCGUCGCGCUGCUGGAGCUAGGAGUGGUGCUGGACCUUUGUCUACUGGAGGUGCUGGAGUCGCUGGUUCUGGAGGUGCUCGUACUGGAGACACUGAGGCUGGAGACCCUGGGACUGGAGGUGCUGGCUCUGGGGGUGCUGCUGCUGGAGACACUGAGGCUGGAGACCCUAGGACUGGAGGUGCUGGUUCUGGGGGUGUUGCUGCUGGAGACACUGAGGCUGGAGACCCUGGGACUGGAGGUGCUGGUUCUGGGGGUGCUGCUGCUGGAGACACAGAGGUUGGAGACCCUGGGGCUGGAGGUGUCGGCUCUGGGACUGGAGCUUCUGGAGCUGCUGGAGACUGGUAG